Messenger RNA from Gossypium arboreum, 817 nucleotides. RefSeq names its product two-component response regulator ARR17. The record is from RefSeq and is a predicted model, not a curated record. Lineage: Eukaryota; Viridiplantae; Streptophyta; Magnoliopsida; Malvales; Malvaceae. The coding region runs from base 217 to 678 and encodes 153 amino acids. The transcript has 6 exons. Gene Ontology annotation, biological process: cytokinin-activated signaling pathway; phosphorelay signal transduction system.
ACCCCUGUCUGUCUGUUUUACUGCACAGGAAAAUGGCAGAUUCUGUUUUGUCAGAUUGGAUAUAUUUGCCAGCCCAAACCCCUCCUUUCCUCCUCCUCAAUAAUUUCUCAUUUUUUCCCCUCAAAUCAAAUCAAAGAUUACCCCUAAAAAGAUCACCAAAUAUUUCUGAUCUCCUUCCUCACUUUCUCUCCCUCCAAACACUCCCUUCUUUAUAAGAUGCUUAGUUGUGGUGGUGGAAGUGGCGGCUGUUCCAAGGACAUGGCGGUGGAAUUAGGAGAUGAACCCCAUGUUUUAGCUGUGGAUGAUAACCUCAUUGAUAGGAAACUGGUUGAGAGACUGCUCAAGAACUCCUCUUGUAAAGUGACUACAGCAGAGAAUGCACUGAGGGCUUUGGAUUAUUUGGGACUGGGAAAUGAUAGAUUGGAAGGCACUGUUUCUGAGGUCAAUAUGAUAAUAACAGAUUAUUGCAUGCCUGGAAUGACCGGCUAUGAACUGCUCAAGAAAAUCAAGGAAUCAUCCGUUCUCAAGGAAGUCCCUGUUGUAAUCAUGUCAUCCGAAAACAUACCCACUCGUAUCAGUCAGUGCUUGGAGGAAGGUGCGAAGAUGUUCAUGCUGAAGCCAUUGAAGCAGUCUGAUGUGAAGCAACUCAAAUGGCACUUGAUGAAAUGCAGGAACUGAAGUUAGAGAGGCAAGAAAACAACAACUAGGAUUCAAGAACAAGCUUUGUAAUGAGACAAAAAGAAAGAAAGAAAAACUUUUUAAACCCACAUUUGAAUGGGGCAUUGCAAAUCUUUUAUGAUAUAUCAACUUUUUUAAA